AGAUGGAUGUACGUCGGCGACGCAAGCAAAGGGCUGACAAUGGUGAGAUUAUUGCUAACCCAUUUGAUUGCAGGUGUGCUGUUGCCCUUCCAAGAGCUGUGGUGAGAGGUACGUUUGCUGGGGCAACAAGAUCUUCAAAAGGUAAAGUGCGCUCUUCUGUUGUUUGCAGUGUUGUGGCAGCUAUGAAACACGUUUGUGUUCCUGUGUGCAAGUGGAAUGAACGGGAUGUGGAUGAGGUACAGGCUGUUGGGAUGAAGAUGAGCGAAACUGUUGAUGAGUACUGGUGGGAAAGUGCAGCAAAACGCAAGCAUUUCUGCAAGGUACUUGAACAGCACAACCUGUUUGGCAGAAUGCAGAGUGUGUAUGUUGGUCAACCAAAGGUGGAUUUGUUUGACAUGAAUGGAGAAAGCAAGUUGUAUGAGGAUUUGCAAACACUGUUGUUGGAAGAUGGCAUGUGUUUGCUGGACAUUAAGGGUUCAACUGUUGUUGUCAUUUGCCACCAACAGUACUUUGUUGUAGUUGAUUGUGACGCAUGCAAUGAGUCUGGAUUGCCAAGUAGGAAUGGCGGGUGUGUUGCUGUGUUCAACACACGCUUUGAUGACCUGAUGCUACAUAUCAAUGAAGUGAGACAAGAGUUGAAAGCGACGACGUACAGACUUAGUACCAUGUCUGUGAAGGCAGAUCAUGUUACAGAUGCCACAGAGAUAGCAACAGUAUGUAUGGACAGCAGCAUUUCAGGCACAGCAAAUGAUGUGCCAGUUGAGCCAUUUGGUGCUCCAGUGUUUAUAUGA
Molecule: messenger RNA, 791 nt
Organism: Platichthys flesus (European flounder)
Lineage: Eukaryota; Metazoa; Chordata; Actinopteri; Pleuronectiformes; Pleuronectidae
Exons: 2
Coding region: 3-791 (262 amino acids)
Source: RefSeq, a predicted model, not a curated record